UGUACACAUGAAUUUGAAAACUCAUCUGUAAUUAUAAUUGUUUAUACUUUAAUUGUAAAAAUGAAUAAUUUAAAGUAUCCGUCAACAAAAAAGUUCAUGAGUGACUAAUUGGUUCAUUAUAAAAACAUUACUUCAUAGUUAUAAAUAAUAUUUAUAUAUAUUUACACUUAUAGAUAAUGUUGUUACUAUAAGUCAAAUAAAUAUUAUUAUUUCUCAAAAAAGAAUCAAUGUUUGAUUGCUUGUUGAAACAACAGUUUCAAUCAUGUUCGAACUUAAUGAAGAAUUUGAUUUAGAUGACGAAGUAUUUCUUAGUACUCAAAUGGUGACAGGCAUAUCACCAUUAAAGACAACGUCAUGCACAUCUAACGUACUCAUAGAAGAAGAUGACGAUGCAUUUUUCAAUAUAUCAAAUUCAAUUAGUGAAUUAGAACCCUUACAACCUCAAAAUGUUGAAUCUAAAGAGAACAUAUCACCUUUCCAAAGAUCAAACAUUAAUAAUUUAAAAAACAGUGUGUCCACAAAUAGGGCUGAUAGUAAAUCAAACACAAGCAAGCUAUUUUAUAAUUCACAAGCUAGUACAUCACUGUUUCAGUUAGACACUGAUUUUGAUUCAGACGAUGAAGCAUUUUUAAACUCCUCUUAUACCCAAAUUGAUUCAGUAGCGGUACCAGAUAGCAAAUUAGAAAAUAAUAAUAUUACUCCACUUAAAGCAUUUCACACUAAAGAUAAUAAUAAAUCAAUGUCCAUUAACUCGUUUAACACAACUGUAACCAGUGUAAAGUCAACAACACCAAAAAGUACUUCACGGAAAUUUCCAGGACCCGCUGGACUUUUAUCAGAAAAUGAAAAUGUAAUUUUUGACGAUCCCACAAGUUUAGAGUGUUUAGAUGUAUCAACAAAUAUUAUAGAAAAUGAAAAAAAUGAAGAAACAUUGUGUGUUCCAUUAAACGAUUCAUCAUUUACUUCAUCGCCUUAUCAACAGUUCCUAUCUGAUUUUAUUACUACGGAUAUUAAUAUUUUGUUAGAUAAAUAUAAUGUGGCUUGGAUAAAACAAAAGUUGCUUCCAUUUACAGCCUCUGGCCGAUUUUUCACUUAUAAAAUACCAUUUUUUGUCUCUGUAGUUCAAGAAAUCGAUUGCUUAUCUCCAGAUCCUACAGUACUUUUAGCUGAUAAAACCGGACAAAUCGGAGGAACUAUUCAUAGAGACGUUUGGGCCCAACUCAGUAGCCAAUUAAAAGCAGGAACUGUUUUAGUUUUAUCAAAUGUUGGCGUGUCGUGUCAAAGAAUUGUAAAGGGGUUUACUCUAAACAUUACAAGUGAUCAUAUGAUCUCUGUAUACAGUUAUUCAGCUGAUGAUAAUAAGGAAGUGAUAGUUACACGUUUGACAAAUCUAACAAACAAACAAAUUGUCGAUGCUGCUAAACGAUGGAAUGUGAUUAAUUUGGAAAAUAUGAAUAAAACGGAGCAUUGUGAAAUUAUAGAUCGAAGUGCUGCUCUGAGUAAUUUAAAAUUUCAUGAUAGUUCAGUCGAAUUAAAUGUUGAACAAGGUUGUCAUCGAUCUUCAGCUAUAGAACAAUUAUCAAGUAUUCCUAAUGACUCUUCAAAGGGUUUCUUUAAACCUAAAAUACCAAUGGCACAACAUUUAUUGCAAAGCAAUCCCUGCAGUGUGCCAGAAGAGCCACCUGCAAAGAAAAUAAGAAAUGAAUGUGACGAUUACAAAACUGAUGAAAAAAAUGUAAAUAAUGAAGUAUCCGUCAUCCAAAGCAUUUUCGAAGAGAUGAGUGAUGAUGCUUUGUUUGAUGAUUUUUACUGUUAAUCUUUGAGUGACUAUUAAGUUAUAAAGGUGUAUUAUUAUUUAAAGCUCUACUUUGUUUUAUUUUUUGUAAUUUGUUCAAAUAGAUUUGAUUUAUUUGCAAUUCUGUUUAAUUUAUAAAUAUUAUUGUUAUUUAAAUAAGUGUGAUACACACAAAUUAUGCUAUGUUGUUGUUAAAAAUUAAUCUGUCCAAAACAUUAUUCUAUAUUUUUAUCUUCUACAUCUAAUUACAGAAAUAUAAUCUUACUCAAGAGUUUAUUUCAGUAUAUGUUAA
Messenger RNA from Adelges cooleyi (spruce gall adelgid), 2087 nucleotides. RefSeq lists its product as uncharacterized. The coding region runs from base 263 to 1816 and encodes 517 amino acids. The record is from RefSeq and is a predicted model, not a curated record. Lineage: Eukaryota; Metazoa; Arthropoda; Insecta; Hemiptera; Adelgidae. The transcript is spliced from 9 exons. Gene Ontology annotation, biological process: recombinational repair; intein-mediated protein splicing.